Microdochium trichocladiopsis is the source of this 2375-nucleotide messenger RNA. RefSeq names its product amidase. The transcript has 4 exons. The record is from RefSeq and is a predicted model, not a curated record. Gene Ontology annotation, molecular function: catalytic activity. Bases 201 to 2186 code for a protein of 661 amino acids. Lineage: Eukaryota; Fungi; Ascomycota; Sordariomycetes; Xylariales; Microdochiaceae.
GGUUGACGAAUCCUCGCACGUCGCUGCCUUGCGUCACCCUCGAUUAUCCUGGACCUCGGCAGAGACCGUCUCGACGCCUUGGACCUCUUCGAAAGGUAUAUUCGCGCGUGUCCUGGACGACAGCACGGCCGCCCUGUCUUUAUCCCCUCUGCUUCCCUUACGACGCCCGGCUUGCCCAGUUUUGGUACUCAACACACAACAUGUCAAACACAACCAUGGCUCCGAACAAGAGAUUCUUUCUCUAUCCCGAGCCCAUAGCCGCACCUCCGUCUCCACCACGUCCAGAGAGACAAUCAAACCCGGCAUUAUCAGGGCUGGUCCUUGUCAUCGCUACCUGGCUUCUGGAAUGGUCCAGCCUGCUCAGGCAGUACAUCUGGAAAAAUGCUGGUUUCGGCGACCUGCGCAAUAUCCGGGGGAGCCUAGAGUCCACCGAACCGCGGUUUGACCCUACCGUCUUUCCCCUCGAGGACGAGGCGCGCCCAGAUUCCCCGUCCGAGACCAAUGGAAGCGGCAACGGCAACGGCACCGCCGCCCCGGAAAAGACCAGCAAACUCGCCCCCGUCGGACAGCGCCACUACACCGUGGCUGACUAUCGCGAAAUGUACCUCUCUGGAGAGGUCACGCCUUUGGACGUCGCGCACGUUAUCCUUCCUUUGAUCCGUCGGGACACGUCCCCUCCCGGUCCGCACUCGCUGGCCUGGCACGACGUCAAGGUCGAGCUGGUCCUCGCUGCCGCCAAGGCGUCCACGGAGCGCUAUGCCGCGGGCCAGUCUCUGGGCCCGCUCGACGGCGUCCCGUCCGCGAUCAAGGACGAGUAUGAAAUGACCGGCUACACGACGACGCUGGGCUCGGCAAAUGAAUACGCCAUCGCGAAGCUCGAGGACGGCAAGCCGGAUGCCUGGAACGUGCGGCAAAUGGAGGCCGCGGGGAUCGUCAUCUUUGGCAAGGCCUCGAUGCACGAGUUUGGCAUGGACACAUCCGGCAACAACAUCACCUUCGGCACGACCCGCAACCCGUUCAACCCGGCCUACUACCCGGGCGGCAGCUCGGGCGGGUCCGCCUACGCCGUCGCGUCCGGGCUGGUCCCGAUCGCGCUGGGUAGCGACGGGGGCGGCUCGAUCCGCAUCCCGGCGUCGUACUGCAGCGUGUUCGGGCUCAAGACGAGCCACGGGCGGCUGUCUUGCAAGCCCGGCGAGAACCACAGCAACACGAGCGCCGUCAACGGGCCCCUGGCAGCCGACAUCCGCUCUCUCGCCGCCUUCUAUGGCAUCCUCAGCGAGGCCCACCCCACCACGUAUUUCCCACAGCGUUCACCGUUCAGUCCGGCCCCGACGGCGGACCAGAUCCUCUUCUCUCCCUCAGCAUCCCAGAUCGGGGGACAGAACAGAAAGAAACUCCUAGGCAUCCCCGAAGCCUGGUUCACCCGGGCAGACCCGUCGGUCCAGAAACUCUGCCGCGCCACAAUCGCCCGGCUCGUCACGCAAAAGGGCUACACCACGGUUCCCAUCGACAUCCCCUUCCUGCACGAGGGCCAGAUCGCGCACGCGCUGACCAUCCUGACCGACGCGGCGAGCCUGCUCCCCCCUUCGCACCCCACCGUGGCCCGGUACAAGCGGGACUACGCGCGCCUGUCGGCCGCGAACCGCAUCCUGCUGGCCCUGGGCCGGACCACGACGGCCGUGGACUUCCUCCUCGCGCAGCGGCUGCGGCGCGUGCUGAUGCAGCACCUCGCGUGGCUGUGGUCUGCCGAGCAGUUCGGUCCGGAGAUGCUCAUUGUCACGCCCGUCAGCGCGUGCGCGGGCUGGCCGAUUGGCAACACGGACGUGCGCGGCGGGGAGCUCACGCGGGGGCUCAGCGACGGGGAUCGCACCCUCAGGACCAUGGAGUUUGUCUGGAUGGGCAACUUCUGCGGCGUGCCCGCGUUGUCGGUGCCGAGCGGGUAUGUCGUGCCCAAGGAGGGUAAAGGGGGUGUCGCCGGCGAGGCGGUGGGUAAAGGGGAGGUUGUCGAGGGGAUGGUGCCCGUGGGGCUGAUGGCCAUGGGCGAAUGGGCGAGCGAGGAGGGGUUGUUGAGGUUCGGACUGGACGCGGAGGAGGUCAUGGGUGCGGAGGAGGACAACGUGCAGCGCCGGCCUGAGUGCUGGGUGGAUGUGUUGAAGCUUGCAAAGGAACGGAAAGGCAGGUCAUAGAGGAGAGUGAUAGGAAGUGAAGACACCUUAUUAGAUGCGACUAGAUGUAGAUUUGACCUCGGCGGGAAGUCUCGCAACGAGCCAAUUACAUAGAACAAUGCGAGCUAUGAUUGAAGAAGAUCCUCCGUUGCAGAUCUUCAGAGGAUCACGCUUCUUCAUGUUGAGUUGAUGGAUAAUCAGUUGUUUCUC